AAAUACUCUGUUUUGAUUGGUUAUUCCAGAUUGUUUGCAAUGUUUGAGUCUGCGUCAUUUCAGGCGGUAACGGUGUGCGCCAUAUUGAUGCAAAGGAAGCAUCGCAUUUGGAGAGAUCAAAAUUUUCAUCGAGCCGCAUUGCGGCAAUCGUUUAUUUUAUUAAGACAGGGCUGUAAUACGGAUUUACAAUGUACCUAUAUAACUUAACGUUGCAAGGUUCAACAGCCAUAACCCACGCUGUUCAUGGCAAUUUUUCCGGUACAAAGCAACAAGAGAUAGUUAUAUCUCGCGGUAAAAUUCUAGAACUCCUUCGUCCAGAUCCCAAUACAGGAAAAGUUCAUACUCUUGUGAAAGUUGAAAUAUUCGGCGUAAUCCGAUCAAUGAUGGCGUUUCGCUUAACCGGCGGCACCAAAGAUUAUAUAGUCAUUGGUUCUGACUCUGGCAGGAUUGUGAUAUUAGAAUACAUACCAGCAAAAAAUAAUUUGGAAAAAGUACAUCAAGAAACUUUUGGAAAAUCAGGAUGCAGGAGAAUUGUACCUGGACAGUAUUUAGCUAUAGAUCCUAAGGGCAGAGCAGUGAUGAUUGGGGCUAUUGAAAAGCAGAAACUAGUCUAUAUUUUAAAUAGAGAUGCGGAAGCUAGGCUAACAAUUUCAUCACCCCUAGAAGCUCACAAAUCCAAUACACUUGUUUAUCACAUGGUUGGUGUUGAUGUGGGUUUUGAAAACCCUAUGUUUGCUUGCCUUGAAAUUGAUUAUGAAGAAGCAGACUCUGAUCCAACAGGUGAAGCUGCUCAAAAAACCCAACAGACUUUAACAUUUUAUGAAUUAGAUCUGGGCUUAAAUCAUGUUGUCAGAAAGUAUUCAGAACCCCUUGAAGAGCAUGCUAACUUUCUUAUUACGGUACCUGGUGGCAAUGAUGGACCAUCUGGUGUACUCAUCUGCUCAGAAAACUACCUCACAUACAAAAAUUUGGGUGACCAACAUGACAUUAGAUGUCCAAUACCUAGGAGACGUAAUGACUUGGAUGACCCAGAAAGAGGGAUGAUUUUUGUAUGUUCUGCAACACACAAAACUAAGUCAAUGUUCUUUUUCUUGGCUCAAACUGAGCAGGGGGAUAUCUUUAAAAUUACAAUUGAGACUGAUGAUGAUAUGGUGACUGAAAUUAAACUAAAAUACUUUGAUACUGUACCUCCAGCAACUGCCAUGUGUGUUCUGAAGACUGGAUUCUUGUUUGUUGCUUGUGAAUUUGGAAACCAUUACUUAUAUCAAAUUGCUCACUUGGGUGAUGAAGAUGAUGAGCCAGAAUUUAGUUCUGCCAUGCCUCUAGAAGAAGGUGAUACAUUCUUCUUUGCACCAAGACCAUUGAGGAAUCUAGUUCUAGUGGAUGAGUUGGACUCCUUAUCACCAAUUUUAGCAAGCCAAGUAGCUGACUUAACUGGUGAAGAUACUCCACAAGUUUACCUAGCAUGUGGGAGAGGAUCAAGGUCAUCUUUGAGAGCUCUACGACAUGGUUUAGAAGUAGCAGAAAUGGCUGUCUCUGAAUUACCUGGUUCACCAAAUGCUGUAUGGACUGUACGUCGUCAUAAAGAUGACGACUUUGAUUCUUACAUCAUAGUAUCAUUCGUAAAUGCCACUCUUGUGCUCUCUAUUGGUGAAACAGUGGAAGAAGUGACAGACUCUGGAUUUCUUGGAACAACACCUACCUUAAGCUGUCACGCAUUGGGAAGUGAUGCCCUGGUGCAAGUAUAUCCUGAUGGUAUUCGGCAUAUUCGUGCUGACAAACGGGUCAAUGAAUGGAAAGCCCCUGGCAAGAAGUCUAUUGUCAAAUGUGCUGUCAAUCAGAGACAAGUUGUUAUUGCUCUAACUGGUGGUGAAUUAGUUUACUUUGAGAUGGAUCCAACUGGUCAGUUAAAUGAGUACACAGAGAGAAAGAAACUAUCAUCAGAUGUAUCUUGUAUGGCAUUGGGAUCUGUUGCAACGGGAGAACAAAGAGCUUGGUUUUUGGCUGUAGGCUUGAGUGACAAUACUGUCAGAAUUAUAUCGUUAGAUCCUGCAGAUUGCCUUUCACCAAGAUCAAUGCAAGCAUUACCAGCAAGUCCUGAAUCAUUAUGUAUUGUAGAUCAGCCUUUUGAAUCAGGAGCUAAAUCUGCCUUACAUUUAAAUAUUGGUCUGAGCAAUGGUGUUUUAUUGAGAACAACACUGGAUUCUGUUAGUGGUGACUUAGCAGACACAAGAACUAGGUAUUUGGGGUCUAGACCUGUCAAGCUGUUUAAAGUAAGAGUUCAAUCAUCAGAGGCUGUGUUGGCUGUAUCAUCAAGAACCUGGCUUGGAUAUCAGUAUCAAAACCGAUUUCAUUUAACCCCACUUUCCUAUGAAUGUCUUGAAUAUGCUGCAGGCUUUAGUUCAGAACAAUGUACGGAGGGUAUUGUCGCUAUUUCGUCUAACACACUAAGAAUUUUGGCUUUGGAAAAAUUAGGAGCAGUAUUCAAUCAAAAUUUUGUAUCACUAGACUAUACUCCAAGGAAGUUUCUAAUAAAUAAUGAAACUAACCAUAUUAUUGUCCUGGAAACUGAUCAUAAUUCUUACACUGAGGAAAUGAAGAAACAAAGAAGAGUACAAAUGGCGCAAGAAAUGCGUGAAGCCGCAGCUGGUGGUGGUCCUGAAGAACAGCAGUUAGCCAAUGAGAUGGCUGAUGCAUUCCUAUCUGAUAUUCUACCCGAAAAUGUAUUUUCUUCACCAAAAGCAGGAGCAGGUAUGUGGGCGUCACAAAUUAGAGUGGUAGAUAUGGGCAUAAGUGGUGGACAACCGUCUACAUUAUUUAAACUGCCUUUAGAACAAAAUGAAGCAGCUGUUUCCCUGUGUCUCAUUCGCUGGGCGGCACACGGAGAACAUGGUGUUACUCACUUGGUUGUAGGAGUAGCCAAAGACAUGAUAUUAUCACCACGAUCAUGUACAGAAGGCAGUUUACAUGUUUACAAGGUUUAUAAUAUAGGGAAAUUAGAAUUAGUUCACAAAACUCCAGUUGAUGAAUACCCAGGAGCUCUUGCGGCAUUUAACGGCCGACUUGUGGCGGGAGUCGGGCGAAUGCUGCGUUUGUAUGACAUUGGUAGAAGAAAGCUUUUGCGCAAGUGUGAAAACAGACACAUUCCAAACCUAAUAAUAGAUAUUAAAGCAACAAGACAACGAAUAUUUGUAUCUGAUGUACAAGAAUCAGUAUUUUGUGUUAAAUAUAAGAGAAGAGAAAAUCAGUUGAUUAUAUUUGCUGAUGACACUAAUCCAAGAUGGAUAACAAACACAUGUAUUUUGGAUUAUGAUUCAAUUGCCAUGUCUGACAAAUUUGGAAAUAUUGCAAUCAUGAGGCUUCCACAGUCAGUAACUGAUGAUGUAGAUGAGGAUCCAACAGGAAAUAAAGCACUUUGGGAUAGAGGUUUACUGAAUGGUGCAUCCCAGAAAGGUGAUGUGGUCGUAAAUUUCCAUGUGGGCGAAACUGUAACUUCAUUACAAAGGGCCACUCUAAUCCCUGGGGGCUCUGAAGCGCUAUUAUAUGCAACAAUAAGUGGGUCCUUAGGUGUUCUAUUACCCUUCACAUCCAGAGAAGACCAUGAUUUCUUCCAACACUUAGAGAUGCACAUGAGAAGUGAAAAUUCACCUAUAUGUGGAAGAGAUCAUUUAUCAUUUAGGAGUUAUUAUUACCCAGUUAAGAAUGUGAUAGACGGUGACUUGUGUGAGCAAUUCAACUCGUUGGAGCCUGCCAAACAGAAGGCGAUUGCCGGUGAUUUGGAGAGAACACCCGCAGAAGUUUCAAAGAAAUUAGAAGACAUAAGAACUAGAUACGCAUUCUAAAUAUUUUCAUAAGUUUUUAAUUAAUAAAGUGUUCCGAGGAUAA
Leptidea sinapis is the source of this 3885-nucleotide messenger RNA. It is a transcript of the gene Sf3b3, whose product is annotated as splicing factor 3B subunit 3. Lineage: Eukaryota; Metazoa; Arthropoda; Insecta; Lepidoptera; Pieridae. The transcript has 17 exons. The record is from RefSeq and is a predicted model, not a curated record. Gene Ontology annotation, cellular component: nucleus; U2 snRNP. Gene Ontology annotation, biological process: mRNA splicing, via spliceosome. Gene Ontology annotation, molecular function: U2 snRNA binding; protein binding. The coding region runs from base 189 to 3842 and encodes 1217 amino acids.